Messenger RNA from Grammomys surdaster, 5759 nucleotides. It is a transcript of the gene Ccny, whose product is annotated as cyclin Y. Gene Ontology annotation, biological process: regulation of canonical Wnt signaling pathway; regulation of cyclin-dependent protein serine/threonine kinase activity. Gene Ontology annotation, molecular function: protein kinase binding; cyclin-dependent protein serine/threonine kinase activator activity. Bases 479 to 1504 code for a protein of 341 amino acids. The record is from RefSeq and is a predicted model, not a curated record. Gene Ontology annotation, cellular component: cytoplasmic cyclin-dependent protein kinase holoenzyme complex; plasma membrane. The transcript is spliced from 10 exons. NCBI's taxonomy places the organism in Eukaryota, Metazoa, Chordata, Mammalia, Rodentia, Muridae.
AGGCGUGGGGCGGGGCUCUCGAACCCCAGCCUGCACGCCGGGAUUCACCGUGCAACGCCGCGGACGCUUCGGCUCCUGCGGUCUCGUCGGCGUAUCCGCGCGCACUCGCGUGUCCCCGGCGUGAACCGGAACCGCUUGCGGAAGUCGCGGCUUGGAGCCGGGCGCUGAACAGGAACGCGGUGGGAGGCUGCCUGCGCGGCCCCGCCCGCCAUGGCCGCUGCGGGGUGAGCUCUGCGUGGGGCCGCAGUCGCAGGCUCCUCCGCCUCAAACCAGGGCCUGAGGCCGUAACAGCCGGGGUCGCUGUCUGUCGGUCGCCGUAGUCGCCCGCACGUUGCCGCCGUCCAUGGCGCGGCCCCGCCGCCGCCGCCGCUUCUGACCCGGGCCCGGUGCGGUUUCCGCCCUCCACGGGGCGCGGGCGGCCUACCUUUGCGCCCGAGCCUGCGCCCGCGCCCCGGGGCUACCAGCCGGGUGGUCAGCGAUGGGGAACACAACUUCGUGCUGCGUGUCGUCCAGCCCCAAGCUCCGGAGGAAUGCUCACUCGCGGCUGGAGUCCUACCGCCCGGACACGGAUCUCAGCCGCGAGGACACUGGCUGCAAUUUGCAGCACAUCAGCGACCGGGAAAACAUCGACGAUUUAAACAUGGAAUUCAAUCCUUCAGACCAUCCUCGGGCCAGCACAAUAUUCCUCAGCAAAUCUCAGACAGACGUGAGAGAAAAACGCAAGAGUCUCUUCAUUAACCAUCAUCCUCCAGGGCAGACAUCAAGGAAAUACAGCUCCUGCUCUACCAUCUUCCUAGAUGACAGCACAGUCAGCCAGCCAAACCUCAAGUAUACCAUCAAAUGUGUAGCUCUUGCGAUAUAUUACCACAUCAAAAACAGGGACCCAGAUGGAAGGAUGCUCUUAGAUAUUUUUGAUGAAAACCUCCACCCUCUUUCGAAAUCCGAAGUGCCACCAGAUUAUGACAAACAUAACCCAGAGCAGAAGCAGAUUUACCGGUUCGUUCGGACACUGUUCAGUGCUGCUCAGUUGACUGCUGAAUGUGCCAUUGUCACCCUGGUAUACCUUGAAAGGCUCUUAACAUAUGCAGAGAUUGACAUCUGUCCAGCCAAUUGGAAGCGCAUUGUUCUAGGGGCAAUCCUGCUGGCCUCUAAGGUGUGGGAUGACCAGGCUGUAUGGAAUGUGGAUUACUGCCAGAUCCUGAAAGACAUCACAGUAGAGGACAUGAAUGAACUUGAGCGGCAGUUCCUUGAGUUGCUGCAGUUUAACAUCAAUGUUCCUUCCAGUGUGUAUGCCAAGUAUUAUUUUGAUCUUCGUUCUCUGGCAGAAGCAAACAACCUGAGCUUUCCUCUGGAGCCCCUAAGCAGGGAUCGUGCCCACAAGCUUGAGGCCAUCUCUCGUCUCUGUGAGGACAAGUACAAGGACCUGAGAAAACCCAUGAGGAAGCGUUCAGCAAGUGCUGACAACCUGAUUCUGCCACGGUGGUCUCCAGCCAUCAUCUCCUAACUAGGGCACUCUCUUGAGGCCAUGCCAUCCCUAAUUUCUCCUUUUGUUUAAGAAAAGAUGAACUGAGGUGGUUUAGUUUGGUUUUCUUUUUUCCUUCUGUUUUGAACACAGAGCCCCAUCAAGGAUGCCUUCUCGCCACCUCCACACUGCGUGAGUGCAGGCAAAGGGGCUUUAAGGGACGUGGAAUCAGUAUUCAGGAAACUGGGUAUCAAGCCUUCCCGGCCAUCAUGAACAGCACUUCUUUCAUGGAGGAAACAGACUCUAAUCCUGGAGAAGGAAAUGAAGGAAAAGGAAGUUGUCUUGAGGCAGAGAUUACUUGGUAGCUUUGCUGUUUCUGGGUUCCUGUCUGCUCAUAGAUAGCAGAUGGACCCAGGUGAUAGGCAGCAGAGCUGAAUGCAUCUCCGAAUCAGCAGUGCCGUGCUAUGCCCUCGGAAACAGCGUGCUCUGUAAGACUUCCUGCAUUCCUUCUUGCUGCUCUCUUGGGCUUGGGGAUGGGGAUGUUUGUUGAUUUUUAUUCUGGUUUGGUUUUGAUUCGUCAGAGCAGAGAGUAUAGUUUGUAAUCACCGUGACACAGACAUCCAAAUAAAUAGUGCUGGUUAUUUAUCUCUGCUCCAUUUUCUCUAGCCGUCUUCUGAGCUUUCUUCCUCACACGUAAGAUGUGCUUGUUGUCUUUCUACACACCUGUUUUAUAUGAUUCCUUUUUCAACAAUAGCAGGAUUAACUUGACUGUAGUGCUAAACCAAAACUUUCCCUCUCCUGCCUAAUUCCAAGAACAUUCUAUCUAGAUUAACAUGGGUGCUUGUGCCUUCCAGUUUUCUUGAAGUUGGUUGUUCUUGGUUUUGGUUUUGUCACCUCUCCCUCCCAGGUUCUCUUUUUCUGCUAACAUGAAGGUGUAAAUUACAAAACUCAAUCAAACUUUGUGACUGAAGGCAAAAGUCUUCAGCACAAGCAUCUUGGAUAGAGAAGCAUCCGGGGAGCCAGGUUUUCCUGACCUCAUGAGGAGCCGUGUCCAUGUGCUCCCUGCCUGGUCAUUCUUAUACUUCCAUGUCCAUUGUUGUAAGCAAUAUUCUCCUUGACUUUUAUAUGCUUCCUUUAAAUCAAAUUUAGUCUAUUUGUAUACAGUUUUUUUAAAAAUCUAAAAUUUAGAAAAUGGGGAGUGGGUGGGUGGGUAUUCCAGUGGGAAAGAUCACUAAAAGGAAAAAUGUUACUAUUUCCUGAGGUGUUUUUCACAGAAUGAUUGAAUAAAAAAAAAAAAAUUCAACUUGCAUUCUCAUUGUGGGUGCUUGGAGAAGCUAUACAAACUGUGAAGGUUCAUACUUCCUUAAUUAUAACCAGCUUUUUUUGUUUGUUUGUUUUGUUUUCUGACUAUUUCUGACUUGUUUUGGGGACAGAUUAAACUCUUCUAUUGAGUACAAUAAAAAGGUUAAAGGUACCUAUCAAAGAGAGAAUCUAACAUGAAGUCCAAGAGUCUGAGUUACACACAAGUGCUUUGCUUCUGCCCAUCUUCUUAGGUUGCAAUGACCAAGGUUUGUGAGGUUUUCCUUGUUUGAGACAAAUUCUAGCAUUUACUUUGUUACAUACUCCUCCUGUGUGAGCUUGGAAAAGUUUAGAAUUGUAUGUUAGUGUUGAAUACCCUAAAAUCAUAUACCUGACCCCUCUCAAUAGAGCACACUUUGAAAAUGGAAGGAACAAAAUGUCAAAAUCCAAAAAUUAUGGGGCCACAAAUGUUAGUCAGGAUUUAAUGCAGUGUGUCUUACGUAGUUCUGUAUGCAAUAUCAACAGAUUCUGGCCUAAACUUCCAAGUCAGGAAGGAAAAAAUUAAGUGCCCUCCUGUUGCUUCUUUGAUGAUUUGCUCUGAGUGGGAAACAGAAUCAGCUUCUCUCCUCACGAACCUUAAACAGAGGUCUAAAAAUGUAGAAAGUGUCAUUUUGUAUUCCCUCAUCUCUAUAACUCUAAAAGGGACCUAUUUUCUUAUCCAAAUGUGAAUACCUCUUAGACAAAUUCCUUCCUCUCAUGUAAAGUACCUUAUUUUACCAGCCCAUUUCAGGAAAGAACUGCUGACUUGAUGGCAGAAAUCUUAUUUUUAUUCCUUUUAUUUGGAUGAGAGAUUUGGAAAUUGACUUAUGUAAAUAGUUCAAUGCACCUGAUACUAUUUUGUGGAGUUUAUUAAACUACUUUAAAAGAUUGUACAGUGUAUUUAUUAUAUGUGUACACACAGCCUGGUAUCUGACAUCAACAGUGACUCUUUAUAGCCUGGCUUGGUUUUAUUCAGACUGUUGACUAUUGUUUUUAAGCCUUGUGCACUGAACUCUACCUCUGAAAAGGAAAGUUUUCCCUUUGCAUCAGUGAGUGUUAAGCUGUAUUAAUUGGUUGUAUUUCUUGCACUAAGGAUUUCAGUUGUACUGUUUAGUCUGAAUUACUAGGCAUGUAAGUAUAGGCUCAUUAAUUUUUCUAUACAAUAAUGAAGACUUAUUUUUGUUUUCUGGGUUGUUCUCAGUUUGCCAAAAGAAAAAGGAGAUAAAACAGUCUGAUAACAGUGUUGAUAAAUCAUAGUGACUGUAACUUGUUUGCAAAGUAGUUUGGUGUCCAACAGAUAACACUGGAUGCUGUUCAGGAAUGCUAUCUCAGUGCAGCCUUUAGUCAAGAGCUCAUAGUCAUUGAUGAAGGAUGAAGAAAGUCACAGUUUCUUGACUAUAGACUUGAUUUAAAUAGCAAAUAUAACUUGUUGGAGAAUAAACACACAUUCCGGUAAAUUUUGCUUUACUUUUUCACUGGGAAAAGUAAGGAGUUAAGCUUAAAUGAAGUAAAGUUAAAAUAUAAUGCGAUCCUGAAGGUUAUAGCGGUGCUCUCAUGCCUUAAUGCUCAGGUGAGACCAGCUGUGGCCUCAGGCCUCCAGCUGUUGGUGAUAGCUUUUCUGUUCUGUGUUCCUUCUCCAUGGUCUUUACAUGGGGGUAUCUCCAACUUGGUGUUUCCCUUGCUUCAGGGGAUUUUACUGCUUAGUUGAGCUUCAAGGCAGAAUUUGGCGAGUUAUGAUUUUGCAUAUUCCUGCUGCUUUAGGGACUGCAACCUGGGGCUGUAUUUUAAGCUUUGAGUUUAUAUGUGUAUAUAUUCUUAGUUCUCUAUAGAUAUUUGAUAAGUUAAAUAAAUAUAUAUGUACAUGGAACAAAUACUCUGCCUUCCUGCUAUAUUUUUUUAGUUAUGUUGAUACAAAAUUAGACAGUAUUUUCAGAGUGGUAACACUGGAUUAUGAUUUUGAGGCUGGCCUGCCUGGUCUAUGUAGUAAUACUUUGCCUCAAAAAAGUAAAAUUGAGCAGGUUUUAUGGGUGAUGAGUAAAUUAAUUUUAAGAGCAGUAAGAGAAAGAGUGUGUGUCUUUAGUGAUUAAGAAACUGCAACCCACCUGGGACUUAAGGAGUUAAAUUAGCCAGUAGGAAUCAGAGCACAUGCUUUCCUUAAGUACUGUUUUUGUCUUAUAAACCGCUAUGUCCUGGCCUUCACUGGAGUGAAUAUCUCAAGACUGAGCCUUGGCAGUUCUUACAAAUAUGAAUGGUCUGAAAAGCAGCCACAGAUGGUGCCUAUCCUUGUCAACAGGAGGAAACAAGAAGCAUAGCCUGCAGCAGAACUGGGGAAAGUACUUAGCUUAGGGCUCAGCUCCAUGAACAGAAAGAAAACUAAAGCCCACAAUAGGAAUAACAGUUCAGCCUUAUUGAAUGCAGAGCACAGAGCAGCACCAGAAUGCCCUCGAAGAAGCAAGCUGCCUGACAGCUCCAUUAGAGAUAGGGAGUCAGUGAGGCGUGUGCUCACACUGCUGAUGACUUUACCAAGCCAUACUCCAUGCUACUUGUUAGAGCUUCUUACUGAGUUUGUACAUGAAGGCCACAGAUCCUCUGGUGCCACUUUUACUAGAAACUUUUUUGGUAAGCAAUACGAACAUUACUACUUUUACUGAUGGUGUGUCGUUAGAAGCUGCUUUGUGUGUACACUGCUGCAGGGUGAGCUAUCCCUGAGCCAGGACUUGUUCCAAAACCCAUGUAGAGUUCUCCAAGAACCUGUUUAUACUAAGAAAUGCCCUCCAAGGUGUCUGACUGGAUGGCAUUUGGGGUUUAUAGGUCCUAGUAAACCAUCUUGUAUCCUUUUGUGAUUUGUUUGGGGGCAGGGGACUUUAUUCUUUUUGAAAACUUUUGUUUAUAAAUAGAUUUAAAUGUGCAAUCAAAAACUGUCACCUUAAAAUAAAUACAGUUUUGACAAAAAUGUUAA